AUGGUUAGAUAUUCCCAAUUUCUUCUUUCAAUCCCUAACCCUUGCCUCUCUAUCCCCUUGCCUCUCUAUCCCCUAUUCUUCUUCGAUUGCUUGUCCUUCUUCUCCUAUUGUGACACUCUUCCAAAGACCAAGAUUGGUUUCUCUGCAAUUAAUCUCAUAUAUUUCUUCACAGAAGGACCAGAUGAGGUGAAAUGCUGGCAAAUUAGACGGCAAUCCAAGGCUCCUCAAACUGCAGGAGCCAUUCAUACUGAUUUUGAGAGAGGAUUUAUAUGUGCUGAGGUCAUGAAAUUCGAAGAUCUGAAGGAGCUUGGAAGUGAGUCAGCUGUUAAGGCUGCUGGAAAAUAUAGGCAGGAAGGGAAAACUUAUGUGGUCCAAGAUGGAGACAAAAUAUUUUUCAAGUUCAAUGACUCUGGAGGUGGGAAGAAGUAA
Molecule: messenger RNA, 429 nt
Organism: Hibiscus syriacus
Lineage: Eukaryota; Viridiplantae; Streptophyta; Magnoliopsida; Malvales; Malvaceae
Product: obg-like ATPase 1
Exons: 5
Coding region: 1-429 (142 amino acids)
Cellular component (GO): cytoplasm
Molecular function (GO): ATP hydrolysis activity
Source: RefSeq, a predicted model, not a curated record